Molecule: messenger RNA, 400 nt
Organism: Fundulus heteroclitus (mummichog)
Lineage: Eukaryota; Metazoa; Chordata; Actinopteri; Cyprinodontiformes; Fundulidae
Gene: rps28
Product: ribosomal protein S28
Exons: 4
Coding region: 79-288 (69 amino acids)
Biological process (GO): ribosomal small subunit assembly; translation; maturation of SSU-rRNA
Cellular component (GO): ribosome; cytosolic small ribosomal subunit
Molecular function (GO): structural constituent of ribosome
Source: RefSeq, a predicted model, not a curated record
AGUUUAACUCCACAGUUCCGGCCUCACUAUAUCCGUUCCUCGCACCACGUGACUUCCUUUCUGGUCUAACCUGACAACAUGGACGCCAGCCGCGUGCAGCCGAUCAAGCUUGCGAGAGUGACAAAGGUCCUCGGAAGAACUGGUUCUCAGGGCCAGUGUACACAGGUCCGUGUUGAGUUCAUGGACGACAGCAACCGCUCCAUCAUCAGGAACGUGAAGGGCCCGGUCAGAGAAGGAGAUGUGCUUACCCUUCUGGAGUCUGAAAGAGAAGCCAGGAGGCUGCGAUAGUGGAAGAUGAAGCUGAGGUGCCUCUCCAUGACCGUGGAGCAUCAUCUUUGCUCGCUGUGGGCUACAGCUCAUGUUAAGAUGUUUUGAAAUAAAUUGAGGAAUUCACAAUUGU